Molecule: messenger RNA, 928 nt
Organism: Bombus huntii
Lineage: Eukaryota; Metazoa; Arthropoda; Insecta; Hymenoptera; Apidae
Product: peroxiredoxin-6-like
Exons: 5
Coding region: 131-793 (220 amino acids)
Biological process (GO): cell redox homeostasis; cellular oxidant detoxification
Cellular component (GO): mitochondrion; cytosol
Molecular function (GO): peroxiredoxin activity
Source: RefSeq, a predicted model, not a curated record
UAAUUCGUACAUUGUACGUGCGUAUAGCAAUAACACAUAAGUACUGACACUAGUAAAUCGUAACGACAGCUCUUCAGAAAUCGUUAUCUAAAGUGAGAUCUGUUAGAUAUAAAGUUUUAAGAGAUUAAUCAUGAGGCUUAAUUCGAUGUUUCCCAAUUUUGAAAUUGACUCUACUAAGGGGAAAAUUAAUUUUUACGAUUGGCAGGGAGAUUCAUGGGUCGUUCUAUUUUCUCAUCCUGCUGACUUUACACCGGUUUGCACCACCGAAUUGGGUCGUUUAGCAGUGCAUCAAUCCAGUUUUGCACGCCGAAACACAAAACUGUUAGCUCAUUCCGUUGACAAAUUACAGGAUCAUAUUGAUUGGGUUAAUGAUAUUAAAUCAUAUUGCAAGGACAUUCCUGGGGACUUCCCAUACCCAAUUCUUGCCGAUCAUGAUCGUAAACUGGCAGUGAAGUUGGAUAUGAUCGACGAAGACAGCAAAGAUGAUCCGGAAAAAGCUCUAACUGUUCGUGCUUUGUACAUUAUAAGCCCCGAUCAUCGUUUACGUUUAUCGAUGCAUUAUCCAACGUCCACUGGACGCAACGUAGAUGAAAUACUGAGAGUUAUAGAUUCCUUACAACUUGUCCAUAAGAGACCAGAAAUAGCAACCCCUGCUAACUGGGUGCCUGGUGAAAAAGUUAUGAUACUUCCAACUGUGAAAGAUGAAGAACUCACUAAACUUUUCCCCAAAGGAGUAGACAAAGUAUCAAUGCCUUCUGGAAAGGUUUACGUACGCACAACCACAGAUUAUUGAAUGCCUUCAAUAAUUCAUCAAUGAAUGAUUUCGUAUUAAAUAAUGUAUUAUCUUUUGUACAUUUCUCACUCAUGUAAUGUUAUGUUAAAAUUGAUAGUUUGUUGAAUAUAUCGAAUAAAGAUAUAAUUUUUUUAA